AUGGUCCAAAGAAAGGUGCCAAACAAGCUUGGAAUCCAAGCUGAUCAUGAUAAAUUCGAGAAGCGAUGUUCAGAGCUUGAGAUCAUCACCUUUGAGGAAGAACUUAUCUCUGCCAGAAAGGCCACGUCUUUUGCAAGGAAUGCAUUCUCAAGUGCUUGCUUUCUCAGAAGAAGGAUAUCCAUAGGAAGCUGGCUGCACAUACUGCUCAGCAGAAGCAAGAAAAGAACGAGGAAGAAGGCCCGCAUCACCGGAUCCCUCCACAUGACCAUCCAGACCGCCGUCCUCAUCGAAACCCUCACCGCCCUCGGCGCCGAGGUCCGCUGGUGCUCCUGCAACAUUUUCUCCACCCAGGACCACGCCGCAGCCGCCAUCGCCCGCGACAGCGCCGCCGUCUUUGCCUGGAAAGGCGAGACCCUCCAGGAGUACUGGUGGUGCACCGAGCGCGCCCUCGACUGGGGCCCCGGUGGUGGACCCGAUCUGAUCGUCGACGACGGCGGCGACGCCACCCUCUUGAUCCACGAGGGAGUCAAGGCCGAGGAGGAGUUCGCGAAGUCCAGGACGCUCCCCGACCCGUCUUCCACCGAUAACCAGGAGUUCCAGCUCGUUCUGACCAUCAUCAGAGAUGGCUUGAAGACCGAUCCCAAGAGGUACCACAAGAUGAAGGACAGGUUGGUCGGAGUCUCGGAGGAGACCACCACCGGCGUCAAGAGGUUGUAUCAGAUGCAGGCCAGCGGCGCUCUCUUGUUUCCCGCCAUCAAUGUCAAUGACUCUGUUACCAAGAGCAAGUUUGACAACUUGUACGGAUGCCGUCACUCUCUCCCCGACGGUCUGAUGAGAGCGACCGAUGUUAUGAUUGCCGGAAAGGUUUUCGUUGUCUGUGGAUACGGAGAUGUCGGCAAGGGUUGUGCUGCUGCCCUCAAGCAAGCUGGAUCCCGCGUGGUUGUGACUGAGAUUGAUCCAAUCUGCGCCCUCCAGGCUCUUAUGGAAGGCCUUCAGGUUCUUCCCCUUGAGGAUGUUGUCUCUGCGGCCGAUAUCUUUGUUACCACCACCGGUAACAAGGACAUCAUCAUGGUUGACCACAUGAAGAAGAUGAAGACACUGAUGCUGUGCAUCCAAGGAUGGUAUUGAUGACCAGGGUGGACUGUGCAUCGAAGCUGCUCUGUUGCAUAAGUCUGUGAUGAAGCAGGAGUUUCGCAGAAUGGCCAAGGCGGUUGCGAAUCAGGUGGCGGAUAACCAUUACAGGCCGGUUCCGAAAAAAAAAAAAAAAAAAAAAAAAAAAAAAAAAAAAAAAAAAAAAAAAAAAAAAAAAAAAAACAGCCCUUGCAAGGUUGAGUGCUGUUCACAAGAGCCUCAAGAUUGCCAAGUCUGGUGUCAAGAAGAGGAACAGGCAAGCUGUUAAGAGUCUAUGGCAGGAAGUGAGUUAUAGGGGGUUAUUUUUCAUGAUUUUGGAUUGAUCGUGUUGUCCUUCGAAGCUCAGUUGUAUUUGGAUUUUGAGAUUAUAUUCAGUUUGUUUUGGAUAA
This is a messenger RNA of Pyrus x bretschneideri (Chinese white pear), 1520 nucleotides long. Its product is annotated as adenosylhomocysteinase 2-like. The transcript is spliced from 2 exons. Gene Ontology annotation, molecular function: adenosylhomocysteinase activity. Lineage: Eukaryota; Viridiplantae; Streptophyta; Magnoliopsida; Rosales; Rosaceae. Gene Ontology annotation, cellular component: cytosol. Gene Ontology annotation, biological process: L-methionine cycle. Bases 1 to 1128 code for a protein of 375 amino acids. The record is from RefSeq and is a predicted model, not a curated record.